GGUUCUGGGAUUCUGCUCUUGGAAGAUGACUAUGUCUAUGAAGGGAACUUCACAGAAGAUCUAACAUUUGUUGGAAAGGGAAAGCUGUCAUUUGCCAAUGGCUUCAUUUUGGAGGGAACAUUUACUAACAAAUCAGGCCAAGGCCUUCAGACGCACGGCAUCCUGAACACGUCAAAUGAGCAGCUGGAUGACCGGAUAACCAAAGCUCAGUUGGGCCUCGAGGAGUUCCCUGUGGAGAAGAGGUGGAAGGGCAUCUAUGACCAGUUCCUGGAGUACAUCCAUUCUGGCUGCAAAGAAGAAACAGAGGAGUCUUUCAUGGGGUUCCACAUACAAACAAGCAAGGAGCUGCGAAAAUCUCAGGAGUACCUCUUUUGCCAAAGGGGGACUGAGGAUGUAUCCUGGAAGAUAGAAGAUAUUCUUGAAGAGCUUGUCCAGCACCAGGGGCUUGAGUCACUACCGAGUUAUUUAGAAAAGGCAUUGAAGUCUUCUCUGCACCCACUGGGAAAGCUACUGAAGGCCUUGACAAUAGCUUUUCAGGCAACAUAUUCUGGGAUUGGGGCCAACAAACACUUGCUGACUAUGGCACAAGAGGAAGUCAAGUACUAUGCAAAGAAAAUAUGGGAGUUUUACCAGGGUUUGCUCCGCCUGGCACUGGAACAGAAAGGCCAACUAUCUGCAAAGCACGUGGAAGGGGAUAUAAGUGAUCAGAAGGCAUGCAGCAUGGUCCUGCCGCUGAUCUUGCCCUGCUUCUACCCUGAGCUUUUCAUGCUCUACAUGCUCUAUCAUGAAAGAGAAGAUGACCUCUACUGCCAAGGCAUUAUGGACCUAAGUCUGUUUCCUGACAUUAAGCUGCUAGAGUUUCUGGAUGUGCAGAAACACCUGUGGCCUCUGAAAGAUCUCACCCUGACAACCAACCAGAGGCGGUCCCUUAUAAAAGACAAGUGUUUCCUGUCUGCCACAGAAUGUUUGCAGAAGCUCAUCACCACAGUGGAUCCCCGGGAAAAGCUGGUAAUCCUCCAGAAGACAUAUGAGGAGAUCGAGAGCACAGUGUCCCGGGUGGUGGAGAAGGACUACAAGCUCCCCAUGGAUGACCUCUUGCCUCUACUGAUGUAUGUUGUAUCCCGAGCAAAAAUACAGCAUCUGGGAGCUGAAAUCCAUCUGAUUAGAGACUUGAUGGACCCCACCAAUCAAGGAGGACUAUAUGACUUCCUGUUAACCGCCCUGGAGUCUUGCUAUGAACACAUACAGAGGAUGAGGCUCCACCAAAGAGAGAACUGCCAUGUGACUCACAGCUCCUGAGUUUGGGGACCUGAAGAGAGCCUCCCUGCUGCACUUUCUUGACCAAACACAGUUGGAUGAAGAAGCAAUCAUGUCCCUACUGUUCUGUCUGCCUUUAAAAAGGAAAGAAUGGUUAUUUAUCAGAUGAGGGUUUUUUGCUGGGUUUUCUCUUGGACUAGCUGUGGUCAUAAAGCACAGACAUACAGAUGCUGUAGACUAAAAGCCUUCAAUAUGCAACUUCAGCUUGUGUU
Molecule: messenger RNA, 1529 nt
Organism: Nestor notabilis (Kea)
Lineage: Eukaryota; Metazoa; Chordata; Aves; Psittaciformes; Psittacidae
Product: ALS2 C-terminal-like protein
Exons: 12
Source: RefSeq, a predicted model, not a curated record